AUGAGGCCGAUUUUGCUUUCCGGACACGAGCGUGCGCUCACGCAGGUCAAAUACAACGGCGAUGGCGACAUCAUCUUCUCCGUCUCCAAGGAUCACGUUGAUGCAGACUCACACAAUGGCGAGCGGAUAGGAACCUACCACGGUCACCAGGGUGCGCUCUGGACCGUCGACGUCAACCCCGAUUCCACACUCCUCGCGACUGGUGGCGCAGACAACACCCUGCGGUUAUGGGAGGUCCAGACGGGAAAGCUCCUGCACACCUGGGAGUUCAACACAUCGAUCAAGCGCUGCGAGUUCUCGCCCGACGGCAGGCAACUACUCGGUGUGACUGAGAAGCGAUCCGGUCACCUCUCCACCAUCGUCGUUUACGAAAUCAACCCCGACCCCGAGGCGAAGCAGAGCGACGAGCAGGUACUGAGAAUUGUCUGCGACGAGAGCAAGGCCACCGUUGCUGGCUUCAGCUACCUGGCCAAGUACAUCAUCUCAGGACACGAGGACGGAUCCGUUACACAGUGGGAUGGCAAGACUGGAGAGCUCCUGAGCAGCAAUUACGAUGUGCACGAGCCGGACAUGCAGGGGUACGCCCUCGCGACAAAGCAUGUGCGCUUCGAUGCUAACCGUGUGCAGCUCGUCGAUGUCGAAGAUCUUACCGUUCUCAAGUCCUAUGUUACCGAUACACCUCUCAACAGCGCCGCCAUCACGCCCGUAAAAGACUACGUUAUCCUUGGUGGAGGACAAGCCGCCAUGGAUGUCACCACCACCUCUGCCCGCCAAGGAAAGUUUGAAGCGCGUUUCUACCACAAGAUCUUCAUGGAGGAGAUUGGCCGUGUCCGUGGUCACUUUGGACCCCUCAACUACGUCGCCGUGCACCCGCAAGGCACCGGAUACUGCAGUGGAGGAGAGGACGGUUACGUGCGCGUACACCACUUCGACAAGCCAUACUUUGACUUCAUGUACGAGGUUGAGCGGGAAGCGGCGAGGGAGCAGGCCAACUUGUAA
Molecule: messenger RNA, 999 nt
Organism: Parastagonospora nodorum SN15
Lineage: Eukaryota; Fungi; Ascomycota; Dothideomycetes; Pleosporales; Phaeosphaeriaceae
Exons: 3
Coding region: 1-999 (332 amino acids)
Biological process (GO): cytoplasmic translational initiation
Cellular component (GO): eukaryotic translation initiation factor 3 complex, eIF3m; cytoplasm
Molecular function (GO): RNA binding; protein binding; translation initiation factor activity
Source: RefSeq, a predicted model, not a curated record